Pristis pectinata (smalltooth sawfish) is the source of this 3992-nucleotide messenger RNA. RefSeq names its product aminopeptidase Ey-like. Lineage: Eukaryota; Metazoa; Chordata; Chondrichthyes; Rhinopristiformes; Pristidae. The record is from RefSeq and is a predicted model, not a curated record. Gene Ontology annotation, molecular function: metalloaminopeptidase activity; zinc ion binding; peptide binding. Gene Ontology annotation, biological process: proteolysis; peptide catabolic process. Gene Ontology annotation, cellular component: cytoplasm. The coding region runs from base 134 to 3115 and encodes 993 amino acids. The transcript has 20 exons.
CCGGGACCGCGUGGGGAACGCCCGGGCGCGGCGCUGCGGUUCCAGAUGCGGCGGGGCUCGGCCCCCUGCUGUUAAAUGCCGCAGCCCGGAGCGGCCCGGGACGCAGUGCGGGCGGGCAGCCGGGCGCGGGGACAUGGCCAAAGGCUUCUUCAUCAGCCGCACGCUGGCAGUGGGGGGGGGCGUCCUGGCGGUGGGGGCGGUCGCCACCAUCAUCGCUCUCGCCGUUGUCUACGCGCAGGAGAAGGCUAGCAACGCGGUGACGGACGGGCCGAGCGGUCCGGUGACGAACGGGCCGGUGACGGACGGGCCGAGCGGUCCGGUGACGGACGGGCCGAGCGGUCCGGUGACGGACGGGCCGAGCGGUCCGGUGACGGACGGGCCGAGCGGCCCCACCACCGCCCCGCCGCCCCUCCUGCCCUGGCAGCGCCUCCGGCUGCCGCUCGCCCUCCGCCCGAUCCACUACCAGCUGAGCCUGUGGCCGCGGCUGGAGCCCGACGCCCAGGGCGACUACCACUUCUCCGGCAACUCCUCCGUGCUGUUCCACUGCCACAACCGCACCGACCUGAUCCUCAUCCACUGCGACCGGCUGCAGUUCAACAGCCUGUCCGGCCGGCUGGCCCGGGUGUGGGGCCCGGGCGGCCGGGAGCUCCACAUCAGCAAGAGCUGGGUGCAGAACGACACCCAGUACCUGGUGGUCCGCCUCGCCGACCCGCUCAAGCCCGGCCAGAACUACUCCAUGUACACCGAGUUCCGCGGGCGGCUGGACGACGACCUCCGCGGCUUCUACCGGAGUCAGUACGUGGACGAGAAUGGACAGACCAGGAUCAUCGCCACCACCCAGAUGCAGCCGACGGACGCGAGAAAGGCCUUUCCCUGCUUCGAUGAGCCUGCGAUGAAGGCCACGUUCACCAUCAGCCUGACCCAUGGGCCUGGCUACACUGCCCUAUCCAACAUGCCGGUGUCCGACAAUAAAACCCUGACUGUUGGUAAUGUCAUUUGGUACAAUGUUACCUUUCAACCAACUCGCAAGAUGUCCACGUACCUCCUGGCUUUUAUUGUUUGUGAUUUUGGAUAUGUGGAGCAACAUUCAGAAGGAACCUUGAUCCGCAUUUGGGCUCGAAAGCCAGCAAUAGCUCAAGGACAGGGAGAUUAUGCCCUCAAUGUCACUGGACCAAUCCUUAACUUCUUCGAAACCUACUACAACGUUUCCUACCCGCUUCCGAAAUCAGACCAGAUUGCACUCCCUGACUUCAACGCGGGUGCGAUGGAGAACUGGGGGCUGAUCACGUACCGUGAGACGGCACUUCUGUACGACCGAAACCUGUCUUCCAAUGGCAACAAGGAACGAGUGGUCAAGGUCAUCGCACAUGAAUUGGCUCAUCAGUGGUUCGGAAACCUUGUAACUCUGAGAUGGUGGAACGACCUGUGGCUGAACGAAGGUUUUGCCUCUUACGUUGAAUACCUGGGAGCUGACCAUGCAGAGCCCUCCUGGAACUUGAAAAUGUUAAUCGUCUUGAAUGACGUUUACCGUGUGUUUGCUGUUGAUGCUCUGGCAUCGUCUCACCCACUCUCGUCUAAAGAGGAAGAGAUUAACACACCUGCACAAAUCAAUGAGCUAUUUGAUGCUAUUUCGUACAGCAAGGGAGGAUCAGUUCUGCGCAUGUUGUCCGACUUCCUCACAGAGGAGAUCUUUGUGACGGGACUGAACAGCUACCUUACGAAAUUUUCAUAUGACAACACCGUGUACACCAAUCUCUUUGACCAUCUGCAGCAGGCUAUAAAGGGAAAGGUCGCCCUGCCAGCUUCGGUGAAUGAUAUCAUGAGUCGGUGGACACUGCAAAUGGGGUUCCCAGUGGUUACCAUAGAUACAGAAAAAGGACACAUCAGUCAGAAACAUUUCCUCCUUGAUCCAAAUUCAAACGUGACUCGUCCGUCAGAGUUUCAUUACGUUUGGUUUGUGCCGAUUAGGUGGAUGAGGAGAAAUGCGCAGCAGCAGUUAACCUGGUUACUGAAAAAGGAAGAUGCUAAUGCAAAUAUGAAAUACUCUGGAGAUGACUGGGUCUUGGCUAACAUUGAUGUUGUUGGAUAUUACCGAGUGAACUACGACGAGAGGAAUUGGAACAACCUUGUCAAACAACUGGAAACCAACCACUCAGUUUUACCGAUCAUAAACAGAGCCCAGAUAAUUGCCGACUCCUUCAACCUCGCCAGGGCUCAGUACCGCCACACCACAGCAGCACUGGACACAACCAAGUACCUGCAUAAUGAGCGGGAAUACAUUCCAUGGCAGGCAGCCCUCGACAACCUGGCUUACAUUCGGGUCAUGUUUGACCGCAGUGAGGUGUUUGGAAAUAUGAAGAAAUACAUGUUGCAGCAGGUGUCCCCAUUGUAUGACCACUUCAAAUCCGUUACUGUAAACUGGACCAAACCUUCUGAAGGUCACAUGGAUCAGUACAAUGAGAUCAAUGCCAUGAGCGUUGCCUGUAGUUACGGGCAUCAGGACUGUCUGAACAAGGCACAGGAACUGUACAGGGACUGGAUGAAGAAUCCCAGCGUUAACAAUAUCCCACUGAAUCUGAAGACGACAGUUUACUGCAAUGCAAUAGCGUCCGGCGGGGAGAAGCAGUGGGACUUUGCUUGGAAAAUGUUCCAGAAUGCCACGAUAGCCACGGAAGCAGACAAGUUAGGAGUAGCUCUGGCCUGCACUAAAGAACCAUGGCUACUGAACAGGUACCUGAUGUACUCCCUGGAUCCCAGUAAAGUCCGGAAGCAGGAUGCCACCUCCACCAUUUCUGCCAUUGCCCGUAAUGUGGUUGGUCAGUCUUUGACCUGGGACUUCAUCAGAGCAAAGUGGUCGACCAUCUUCGAGCAGUACGGUGGAGGCUCCUUCUCAUUCUCACGGCUGAUCGCCAGCGUCACAGAACGAUUCUCAACAGAGUUUGAGCUCAAACAGCUUGAACAGUUCAAGAAGGAUAACGAGCACAUUGGAUUUGGGUCUGGAACUCGUGCCAUUGAGCAAGCUCUGGAGAAGACAAAGGCCAACAUCAAGUGGGUGAAGGCAAACAGGGAUUCUGUUAAUGACUGGUUUGCCAGUGCUUUGACUCCAACUCCUUAACUGAAAGGCCAUCAGCAAACGUAAAUAAGAAAUCCCUUUGAUGUACAGAACUGAGGUUGACAAGCAUUGGAAAGAUCAUUCUCCAGAGGAGAAUAUCCUGUAUUUAAAAUAACAGGAAACUCUGGAGUUGGGUAAUUUCAAGCCAUGUUUGAGUAAUGAUCCAUGAAAUAGUGAACUUGAACCAUAACAACCAUUCAAGUGAUGUGCCCGUGUCACCCAGACGCCACAAAACUACUGUGCCAAGGCCUUGGUUAAUUCAGCUUUGUGGAAUUAAUUCUUGGUGAAUGAAUUAUGCCUUAAUUAUUAAUCCAAACUAUUGUCCUGUAUUGAGAGUAAUUACAUUUGUCACAUGUUUGUUAUCUUCAGGAAGGGUGCAAUGACUGUGCUUUCAAUAAUAUUUCUAUAUAGUUUUUGAAUAUGUUAAAUAGUUUACUCAAUUAAUACCACAUGAUUAAUGAAAGAGAAAAUACCUCAGGUAAUUCCUGUUACCAGGAGUAUUCUAGGAGGAAAAUGGUGCAAAGCCUCUGACCGUGAAAUAAUCUAGUCUUUUGCAGUAUCCACCACUUCAGCACAGUGUGUAAAUCACAUCUUCCCAAGUAACGUUCUCAGGAAACAUUCAGGUCAUUUAUUCCUGAAAAUCUGCAACAUAAGGAUUGACUUCAUCCUGUGUGCCAGUCUAACAGAACAGCAGUACCCCUGUGCCAACCUGUUGACCAUCCAACACGGUGGGCACUCAGAAGGAAAUGAAAGCCAUUGUCGAUCUCUGCAGCAACACUGAGUACCUGUGGGAAAAGUCACACAAGAUUGGAAUCUGCACCAAUGUCAUAGAUGUUGUACCUUUUCUCAAUAAAAGCUACCAUUCAAAAUUCCUCAAUCA